CGGCGCAGGCGCGCACUUCUGUUGUUAGGCAUCCAUGGAAACAGUUCUUACCUGUUGUAGGGGCAUUUACUGUAGUUUACGUUUGCAUUAAACAUUAUAGCUGCACACUUAUCAGUCUGUCUGACUUUACAACGAAUGUGAAAUGGCUCAUGUCCGGACCUAUAAUCCGCGCGUUCGUGUGGGAAACUGGAAAGAAGACGUGACUUUAGAAGAGGAAACCCUAAAGAACUUUCUUCUUCAAAAAGACAGAGGCGAACUCACAGUCCAGAAAGAAGGAGCUUUGAGACAAAACAUCCUGAAACCAGUGACCUUAUCAGUGUCACAGGAUGGCUUUCUUCACUUUGGAGACACAAUCAUGCUGGUGAACUCUGGAGAACGUGACCAGCGUGGCUCUUGUGUUCUUAGCAUCAUUGCCGACAGCAGUAAUAUCGCACCACAUUCACAGACAAAUUCAGUCCCCCGCCUUCUCGGGCCCCUCCAAGUAGGGGGAUCUCACAGCAUGACCCCUUGUGUUAGAAACGCCUUUAUUAUUACAAGUGUUGAUGGGACCUCAGACAGAGAGGUGCUCAGGUACGAUCAAAGCUUUGCCCUAAGAACUACCGCAGGCUUCGCCGGAGAGUUGUUCCUUGCCAGUGAUCACAGAACAUUUCUGAAGUGUGCUAAGAAGUCUCGACUACAGGAGUUGAGCUUAGUAGAGGAGUUUGAUUUUCUGUGCUGGUGGAAGGUCAUUUAUUUUGACCCCCAAGAAAGGCUUGAAAAUGAGGGAUACCCUGUUCAGGUGAACAGCAAGGUUUUGAUUUCCCAUUGUAAGACCAAUCAAUGUCUGGCUGCACUGGGCAAUCACAUCCUAUGGACUCCAUUUGGUAAAGAGUAUGAACUCACUGCUCACACCUUCUUGGACUCCCAUAAAGCUGAGCAGGACAAUAACCACUGGCUGUUUUUUACGGCUCAUCCUGCCAAUCAAAAUCAAAGCCUGAUGCAACUGCAACAAGAUACAGUCAUAACAGAUGAGCACGGAGAAAACCAAGAGGAUACACAAGUAAAAGAGUGCAGUUAAAAAGAACAGAGACAUGAAAGGAAAUAACAGAAUAAUAUCAAUAAAUAUUUUUGGAAAUA
Megalobrama amblycephala (Wuchang bream) is the source of this 1116-nucleotide messenger RNA. It is a transcript of the gene cfap161, whose product is annotated as cilia and flagella associated protein 161. Gene Ontology annotation, cellular component: motile cilium. Gene Ontology annotation, biological process: cilium assembly. NCBI's taxonomy places the organism in Eukaryota, Metazoa, Chordata, Actinopteri, Cypriniformes, Xenocyprididae. The coding region runs from base 143 to 1057 and encodes 304 amino acids. The record is from RefSeq and is a predicted model, not a curated record. The transcript has 7 exons.